Nematolebias whitei (Rio pearlfish) is the source of this 989-nucleotide messenger RNA. It is a transcript of the gene bloc1s3, whose product is annotated as biogenesis of lysosomal organelles complex-1, subunit 3. Bases 181 to 783 code for a protein of 200 amino acids. The transcript is spliced from 4 exons. NCBI's taxonomy places the organism in Eukaryota, Metazoa, Chordata, Actinopteri, Cyprinodontiformes, Rivulidae. The record is from RefSeq and is a predicted model, not a curated record. Gene Ontology annotation, cellular component: BLOC-1 complex.
GGGAGAGCAAGAGACUUCCUAUCUCACGUGAUUUUGUGUUUACGGAAAGAAAGAUUUGACUUUUUGAUCUCGUUAGCGAUUUAAAACUUUUCAAGAAUCUAAAAAUGAGGGCAAAGUGUUUAUUACUUCCCGUUAAUUAGCUCCACCGUGGUGUGGCCGAAGAGCUCGUCGUUUGUCGUCAUGUCCAGCAGUUACUCGAUCGUGGUGCAGGGCGAGGCGUCCGAAACGGACUCUGACGAUGAAGUCUAUAUCACUUCGCUUUCUACUCAGCAAACUGUCACAACAGGCGGAACUAAGGUUCCGGGGGAGGCCUCAGAAACUGACAGCGAGGAGGACCCAGAGCAGACAGGCAGAGCCUCAGCUGGGAGUCAGGACAGCCACAUCCUCAGAAGAGACCUGCCUCCUCUCAUUGUGGUCAGAGACCACCCUGAUGUCCAGUCUAUAGUGGAAGACAGACCAAGCCCUUCACACAGGCCACAUGUUUCUGUGUUUCCAGGUGAAACUCUUCUACAGCAGAAGCUGCAGGAGGCAAACAGCCGGCUGUUUACUGACGUGGGACAAAUGGUAAAGCAGGUUUACGGCAGCGCUAGCAAGGAGGUGCACAGUGUAACAUCUCAGCUGAAUGCAUCCCAGAGCGCCAUCAUCAACGCGUCCCACAGCAUCCGAUUAAUCCUGGAUGACCUCAAGGCCGUGUCGGAGAAGCUUGACAUCAUCACCAGCUGCCAAAUACUGCCGGACAUAAACAUGGGAGAGGCCAGUCGUGUGACGGCUCCUGUACUUUAAAACAGUUUUAUGAUCUGAAGUUUUACUGUCAGCAUGGGUAUACUUCCAUCAAACAUUAAAUGACACUCAGCGAGGCUAACGUUGAGAGUUAGCUUUGCUUAUGAAACUACAUUUAACAUUUACUUCUGAUGUAUUUAUUUUUCAACUGCGCGUCCUGCUGGAGGUUUACAGUAUCUUUUUUUUAUUUUUUUUUUAGAAAGAAAUUA